Lactuca virosa is the source of this 2004-nucleotide messenger RNA. Lineage: Eukaryota; Viridiplantae; Streptophyta; Magnoliopsida; Asterales; Asteraceae. The record is from the annotation of a GenBank genome assembly.
AUGUACAUGGAUGCGUCGUCACUGACUACUUCUUCCAUACCUUACACCACAAUCAACUUACACAACUUCUCGCCGUCGACGAGUCACCGGAAAAAACUACGCCACCGUUCAGUAUUCGUCGUAAUCUCCAGUUCCUCAAGCAAAGAUAUAUGGCGGAAGCCCUCAAAGUCCACAACUCUAAAACCAUCAUCUUUUCUCCAACCUUAUCGUCGAAGACCAGAAACGGGUCACUUAGAUCACAGCGUAGACAUGGACGAACUCGUAUCAUCUAUCAAUCAAACAUCAAACGAGCACGAACUGUUCGCUUUAUUGUCUCCUUACAAAACCCGACAACUUUCAAUACGGUUCAUGGUGACCAUCCUUUCCCGUGAAACCGAUUGGCAACGAUCAUUAGCACUGCUUGACUGGAUAAACGAACAAGCUUUAUACACCCCUUCAGUCUACGCGUACAACGUGGUCUUACGUAAUGUGCUUCGAGCAAAGCAGUGGCAGAUUGCCUACGGACUGUUCGAUGAAAUGCGUCAAAGAGCACUUUCGCCUGAUAGGUAUACUUACUCCACUUUAAUCACGCAUUUCGGGAAAGAAGGUAAGUUCGACGACGCGUUAUCUUGGCUACAGAAGAUGGAACAUGAUCAUGUAUCUGGAGAUCUUGUACUGUACAGCAACCUAAUCGAGUUGUCUCGUAAGCUAUGUGAUUAUUCUAAAGCCAUAUCAAUCUUCUCUCGAUUAAAACAAUCAGGCAUCUCCCCUGACCUCGUAGCUUACAAUUCCAUGAUCAACGUAUUUGGAAAAGCAAAACUAUUUCGUGAAGCUCGAUUACUACUUCAAGAAAUGAGAUCAGUUGGAGUUACACCUGAUACAGUAAGCUACUCUACACUCUUAAGCAUAUUCACCGAGAAUCAAAAAUACCUAGAAGCUUUAUCAAUAUUCUCAGAAAUGAAAGAAAUGAACUGUUUCUCUGACCUUACAACCUGCAACAUCAUGAUAGAUGUAUAUGGUCAACUUGAUAUGGCUAAAGAAGCAGAUAGAUUAUUUUGGGGCAUGAGAAAGAUGGGAAUCGAACCAAAUGUGGUAAGUUACAACACCCUUUUAAGAGUUUAUGGUGAAGCCGAACUUUUUGGGGAAGCCAUACAUUUAUUCAGAUUAAUGCAGAGAAAAGAUAUCAGUCAAAACGUUGUUACUUACAACACUAUGAUCAAGAUUUAUGGAAAAACACUUGAACAUGAGAAAGCUAAUAAUCUUAUUCUAGAAAUGCAAAGUAAAGGGAUAGAACCAAAUGCCAUAACAUAUUCAACCAUCAUUUCUAUAUGGGAUAAAUCAGGGAAGUUGGAUAAAGCUGCAAUUUUGUUCCAGAAAUUAAGAAGCUCUGGUGUUGAAAUUGAUCAAGUUCUUUAUCAAACCAUGAUUGUAGCUUAUGAAAGAGCUGGUUUAAUUGGGCAUGCAAAAAGAUUGCUUCAUGAACUUAAACACCCGGAUAAUAUUCCUCGGGCUACAGCCAUUACAAUUCUUGCUGGAGCGGGUCGGGUCGAAGAGGCUACAUGGGUUUUUCGCCAGGCGUAUAAUUUUGGAGAGAUUAAGGAUAUAUCGGUGUACUCGUGUAUGAUUGAUUUAUUUUCAAGAAACCGAAAGUAUUCUAGUGUGAUUGACGUGUUUGAUAAGAUGAGAAAAGCGGGGUUUUUUCCUGAUGGGAAUGUGAUUGGGCUUGUGUUAAAUGCGUAUGGGAAGUUGAGGGAGUUUGAGAAAGCGAAUGGUGUGUAUGUUGAGAUGCAGGAUGAAGGGUGUGUUUUUCAAGAUGAAGUGCAUUUUCAGAUGUUGAGUCUUUAUGGUGCGAAAAGGGAUUUUGAGAAGGUGGAGUUGUUGUUUGAGAGAUUGGAAUGUGAUUCCAAUGUUAAUAAGAAGGAAUUGUAUCUUGUUGUUGCUAGUGUUUAUGAAAGGGCGAAUAGGUUGAAUGAUGCUUCAAGAAUUGUCAAUAGAAUGAAGGACAUGGGACUUUUGAGAUCAUAG